UUCAAUAUUUUUAUUACUUCAGACAUUUUUAAAUAACAUAAAUUCUUGCCCCAGCUCCGGAUCCAUGGUUAUGUCCUCUUUUAUCCCUUUUUGUUCCAUUGGGUUCUCCUUAUUCGAUAAAUGUGGCCAUAAAAUAGCGAUGAUGACAUGUCCUUGUUUGCAGUAUCGCCGAUCAGCGGCGACAAACAUUCACAAAAAGGCCAAAAUGCGCUCGCUUUACUGCUAAUCUGGCAGUUGGCGGAGAACCCAUAUUUUCACUACCAUAUUUUUCUUUGGUUGCCUUUUGUCAUUCUUCCACAUUGUUGCCAAGCUUUCUCGAUUCUCGAUGCCGAUUAUGAGAUCCGACGAUUGAUUGCAAAAUCGCGCAUCAUGUGCUUUGCUUUUCUAUUUGUUUGA
This is a messenger RNA of Meloidogyne enterolobii, 396 nucleotides long. The record is from the annotation of a GenBank genome assembly. Lineage: Eukaryota; Metazoa; Nematoda; Chromadorea; Rhabditida; Meloidogynidae.